Molecule: messenger RNA, 987 nt
Organism: Brenthis ino (lesser marbled fritillary)
Lineage: Eukaryota; Metazoa; Arthropoda; Insecta; Lepidoptera; Nymphalidae
Source: the annotation of a GenBank genome assembly
AUGAAAAUGCUACCUCUGCGUUCUUGUAACGAACCUUUUUCUGCCCGUCCUCCCAGAAUAGCAAGUGCAUCGUAUACUCAUAUAAACACACAAAAAGUAUUUUUACCUGUUAGAAAUUACAGCACUUCUCAUCUUUUAAAAUAUCAUACACAUGGUGUUAUAUCAAAACGAGAAUAUUCCAAAGCCUGUAACGCUGGAUGUCCAUGCCCCUUUCCCUGCGGCCCAUGUGGAUGCAAAAGUGGAUGCGGGUGUCUACCACCCCCCUGUAAUACCCCACCUCGCUGUCUUCAAUAUAUGACUGGAUAUUAUUACUAUCCGUAUGGCACUUGGUUUUGUGGACCCUACCACGUGGCUGGAACAUGUGGUUCAGUAGGUGGAAAGUGUCCUUACCCUUGUCCAAAAUGUUGUGCGGCAUGUGUAUGUACAGCACCAAAUACGGAAUAUGCAGAAAAUAAAAGGAAAAAUGAUAAUCCAUUUCCUGCAGAAUCACCUUGCCAAUCGCUGUCUGAUACGCCACAAUCGCAAAGAGGAAUUUCAAAACUUUUUAAUUUAAAUCCUAAUAAAACCAAAAACGAGUUAAGACCAAAGAGAACUCUGCCACCAGUAAUGACAUCUAUGAUUUACCCAUAUCAAAAUACCUCAUCUCAAUCUAAAAAUAUUUCACCCCAAUCUAAUGUAGCUGUAAAAUCUCAAAGAAUAUAUCCAGUAUUAUAUAACAAGAAUAAAUCCAAUUCCUACCACACUAGAGCAAAACAACAGACACAAGAUUUAUCACCUAUAUACGACAGAUCGCAACAAAUGAAAAGUAUCUACGAUCAAAAACGACACAAAAUGACAAACUCAAUGCAAGAAGAUAGAACUAUUUCGGAAAAGAAAAAGAGAGAUUCCUUACACAAGCAUGAUUUAUUAAAAUAUUCGCGAUUUGUAAAAAGAGAGAGGAAAAGUCAUCGUCCACGUGUUAGCAAAGAUUUUGAGCCAUUUGAAUUA